This is a messenger RNA of Drosophila eugracilis, 1454 nucleotides long. Its product is annotated as vesicle-fusing ATPase 2. Bases 129 to 1115 code for a protein of 328 amino acids. The transcript has a single exon. Gene Ontology annotation, molecular function: ATP hydrolysis activity; ATP binding. The record is from RefSeq and is a predicted model, not a curated record. Gene Ontology annotation, biological process: Golgi to plasma membrane protein transport; SNARE complex disassembly; intra-Golgi vesicle-mediated transport. Gene Ontology annotation, cellular component: Golgi stack. Lineage: Eukaryota; Metazoa; Arthropoda; Insecta; Diptera; Drosophilidae.
CUUUCUGUUAAACCAGCUGAUCGGGGGAACGUGAGAAAGAAAUUUGCCUAUUUCAUUAGUAGAAAAUUUGUUAAGCGUUUUGAAAAAACUAGAUUUUUAAAUAAAAAAGAUAACUAAUAUUGGUCAAGAUGGUUAUCAUCGCUCUGCCCACGGAGGAGGAGCGAUUGGAAUUGCUGGUUUCUCGCAUUAAGAAACUGGCAACUUACUACAAGAUCGCCGAUGACGUUUGUCCGGCUAAAAUUGCGAAUCUGACCGGAAAUUUCACAGAGGACGAGUUAUGUCGGCUAGUCCGUGAUGCUGCCAGUGGAGCCGUUUACCGAGUCACCGUUGUUGGGUGUCCGGAGGGUCUGCAAGUAAGCCAGAUCGAUUUUAUAUUGGCUCUUCACGCCAUUAAACCUAGAUUCGGUGUGCAAGAGGAGGAUCUUCGCCAAGUCAUGUCAUUUGGCUUUAUGUUCUAUGAGAAGCUGAAUGAGUUUCUCUUGACGCCGAGGAAAGGCUUGGAUUGCCAAUUGAUCGAAGGUGCCCCUAAGUCUGGGAUAACCACUGUUGCUGCUCAAUUGGCUCUUGAAAGUCGUUAUCCCUUUGUUAAAUUUAUUUCUUCGGCGGAUUUUCUCGGACUAAGCGAUGACGAAAAGUGCCAUAAGAUCCGGAAUAUCCUUAAGGAUGCGUAUGUUUCCACGCGUAGCUGCGUAAUUUUUGAUGACUUGGAGCGCAUUCUGGACUACGAUGUUUUAGGGAAACGCUGCUCCAGACGGAUAUUACAAAUGCUGACGAAUGUCUUGAGGAAACAACCGCCCAGGGGUCACGAUCUGCUCAUCCUUUGCACUUCCAAUCGCCGCCAUGUUCUGCAGGAUAUGGGCCUGCUAUCAGUUUUUACCUCGAUACGACAUGUGCCCAAUCUAUCCACAUCUGACCACAUUAUGGCCGUAAUGAAAGCUUCUAAGCGAUUCGAACCCGAUGAGCUGCGGCAAAUUGAGGUGUCCAUUAAAGGUCAUCACAUAUCAAUGGGCAUUAAGCAGUUGCUAGACCUGAUAACCUGGGUGAAUCCUCUAAAGCCAGACCGCCGGCCUUUGAAAUUCCUGGAGAAAAUGGCCGAAGCAAUGGGGUGGGGGUAGGGCCGCCUUUAAUUCCGCUUUGAGUACCUCUUAAGUCUUAAGACCUUCAAUAUCACAAAUGCAAUAUUGUAUUCAUUCGAAGUCGUUUGAAGGUCCAGAUCAAAUCUAUUUCCAUAAUACCUCCGUACUUGCAGCUUUUCCAAACGCAAACUCUAGUUAUUAUUAUAUUAUAAUCAUUAUACAUUUAAGACGCACUUGCAUUUAUUGUAUCGGUCUUAAGAUCAAAAAGAACAGCCUGCUAAUGUGAUCGGCAUAACAUUAUAUUUAUUAAGAACGUUUUACUAACCAUUUGGUUUUAUUAUACAAUGGGAACAAUAAAAAUAUAUAAUCUUUAAAUUC